Messenger RNA from Aplosporella prunicola CBS 121167, 1024 nucleotides. NCBI's taxonomy places the organism in Eukaryota, Fungi, Ascomycota, Dothideomycetes, Botryosphaeriales, Aplosporellaceae. The record is from the annotation of a RefSeq genome assembly.
UAUCGACACCCCAGCUGGCUACGCUUAACCACCUACCUAGCCUAGCCACUCUGCCGCUUGCCUCUGAGGCUCUUCUCCGACGACAUCAUCUUCCCGGCACUGUGCGCGCUUCUAUCGCUCUUACUUCAAAUCUCCAGCCCGUUUGCCCCACCUCCACACACGCCUCCCCCAGACCCCAGGUCUCAGCAAAAGAAAAGAAAAAAGAAACACAAACCUUAAACCUUAAACGCAUCCCAACCAUGGCCCCCUCCUCUUCCCCAACCUCUACCACCUCUCCCCCCUCCAUCCCUACGGAACCCCCACCCUCUCAUCUCCUCCCUCCCCGCACCCUCGCCGCCAUAAUCGUCAGCACCGCCGUCCUGGUCCUCCUCCUCGCCGCCCUCCUUGCCUACCUCGCCAUAGCGCGCCGUGCCCGCCACGAGCGCCGCGCCGGUGGUUCGUCAUCGUGCUGCUCGGCAAGGACGUCUACGUCCGCUUCGACGGUUUCGUCCGCGGAAGCGGCGGGGUUGAAGGGGUUAAAGGACGAGGGAGCGAAAGGGAAGGGGACAGGGGCGAAGAAAGGGAAAGAGGGAGAAAGAGAGAGGUUAGAGGGAAGGGUCAAGGAGGCAGGUGUUUAGGUGCGGAUGGAGACAGGAGCUUCAGGGAGAAGUCAAGACUUAUGAUUUCGGCGACAAGAGAAGAGAAUAAGAGAGACGAGGAACGAUGAGACACCAGUAAAAGAGAAGGAGGGUAGAAACGAACGAACCAACCAACCCCUCCCACACGACCGCAACGAUCCCGAAACCGAUACGAAAAAAGACCAAACGCCACGCCUCCGGCUAACGAAACCGAUACGCAAAACCCCCCAGACCCGCACCCCACCCUACCCCACGCCGCAACGAAGCCCGAUAGGUAGGCCACCCAAAGCGAAAGCGAGCAAAAGCGAGCGAGAAAGCGAGACAGAGAGAAAGAGAGCGUCAACGCAACACCACGACCCGAACACAAGCCGAGACGGGCUCGAAACCCCUCCUCCCUCCUCCCCCCC